Molecule: messenger RNA, 759 nt
Organism: Caenorhabditis sp. 36 PRJEB53466
Lineage: Eukaryota; Metazoa; Nematoda; Chromadorea; Rhabditida; Rhabditidae
Source: the annotation of a GenBank genome assembly
AUGAUCGUAAAGUCUCCAAAUGAAGUCACGCCAUCCCUGAGAACCGUCAGAAGACGUCUCCAGCAUGCUGGGCUCCAUGGACGACGGCCAGCUAAGAAACCAUCGAUCAGCAAAAAAAAUAGGAUCGCCCGCGUUGCAUGGGCCAAAGCUCAUCUUCACUGGGGACGCCAGGAGUGGGCCAAUCACGUCUUCAGCGACGAAUCCAAGUUUAAUCUGUUCGGCACUGACGGUAUCAAGUGGAUUCGCCGUCCGGUUGGAUGUCGGUUCGAUCCCAGCUACCAGCUCCAAACCGUCAAGCAUGGAGGUGGUUCAGUGAUGGUGUGGGGAUGUUUCUCUGGGACUUCAAUCGGCCCCCUGAGAAGAAUUACGGGAAUCAUGGAUCGAUAUGUCUAUGAAGACAUCUUGGAAAAGACUAUGAGACCCUGGGCACGGUCUAAUGUGGGACGGGCGUUCGUUUUUCAGCAAGAUAACGAUCCCAAGCACACCUCGAAGCACAUCAAGGACUGGUUCCGACGCCGCCACGUGAAUCUUCUGGACUGGCCCAGUCAAUCUCCGGACUUGAACCCGAUCGAGCACCUCUGGGAGCAUGUCGAGAGACAACUCAGAGGGAUCCGUGCAUCGAAUGCCAAUCAGAAAUUCGAUCAACUCCAGUCUGUCUGGCAGGCCAUUCCGAUGUCUGUGAUCCACACCCUUCUCGACUCCAUGCCGAAAAGAUGUCAGGCGGUCAUCGACGCCAAAGGCUACCCAACAAAGUAUUAA